This is a messenger RNA of Symbiodinium natans, 696 nucleotides long. The record is from the annotation of a GenBank genome assembly. NCBI's taxonomy places the organism in Eukaryota, Dinophyceae, Suessiales, Symbiodiniaceae.
AUGGGGAGGCCCAUCACAGGCAUUCCUGCUUGCGCGCAGACAGUAAACUGCACAUGCGAUGCACAUCAUUGGCUCUGCAUGCAGACUCCACACGCCAGUGACACUGCCAAUCGACGGGACCCUCGCGUAGCUCGUCGCUUUGCACAGAAAGGUCUGAAGCAGAAAUCUGACAUCAACAAGCACUCUGCUGCACCACAAGCUGUGGAACACGCUAGCCUCGACACCACGUCAGUAGUCCACAACAAGGCUUGCAUAGCCUGUCAAGGAAGAUGGGAGCUAGCGCAGAACCUGAGCAUCUUCGCGAUCGUCAGCAUAGCUCGAUUCCACAAGAAGGCUUGCAUAGCCUGUCAGGGAAGAUGGGAUCUUUGCACGAGGUCAGCACACCAACCAACCAUUGCAGAGGUAGGUAACACCUGCACCUGGCAAAGUUCUCGUGUCCAGGUUGGAUUGGAUCCUCGUGGCAACGACACUGCACCAUGCCAUUGUGACGCGAGACCUUUGCAUCGUCAGACUGAUGUCCAUCGAAGUCUGACAAGGAUGAUGGUGCUGGCUGUAUGGAAGCAAACUCCAAGCACGGUGUUUCAGGGUGCUGAUGUUUGCAAUUGGCAUGGAGUCGUGAGUGUUACGGGCUGCACGGAAUGCAUCGAAAUGGAGAUGGCAAGUAUUGCUUCAAGCCUUUCACAACAUCGCGAAUAA